AACCUCUCCCCUCCUAUUCCUAUCUCCCGUCCCCUCUCUCUCUCUCUCUCUCUCUCGCGUCUAGCCUUUCUUUGCUGGCGGUGACGACUGGGCGAGCGCCGCCAUCCUACGCCCAGGUCUUCGUCGGGCCAGCCCCGGCGAUGAGCAUCCACUUCCACUAGUGUCCUAUACUGGAUCCGCCCCGCAGCAGGGUAUCUGCCCCUGACCUCAGACGCCCUGAUGGCAGGGCUGGAGGAGUUGAAGAAGAAGCUGCAACCCUUGCUGUUCGAUGACCCGGACAGAGGUGCCGCCAGUAACAGGGUGCCCUUUCCGGAAGAUACUUGCGAUUCCUACGUAGUUUCUGAUAGCGGAACUGUUAAUUUACUUAGUAGAUCCUUGGGUGAGUACAACAUCAAUGAGCAUGGAUUUCAUAAACGAAGUGCCAGGCAAGUCGAGUCAGAUUCUGAUGAGAAGGCAUACCGUUGCGCCUCUCAUGAGAUGCACAUAUUUGGUGCCAUUGGUAAUGGUGCAAGUAGUGUUGUGGAGAGAGCUAUAUUUAUUCCAGUUCAUCGUAUUUUGGCCUUGAAGAAGAUAAACAUAUACGAGAAGGAGAAGAGGCAACAGAUUCUCAAUGAGAUGAGAACAUUAUGCGAAGCAUGUUGUUAUCCUGGUUUAGUUGAGUUCCAGGGUGCAUUUUACAUGCCUGAUUCUGGACAAAUAAGCAUUGCUCUUGAAUACAUGGAUGGUGGUUCCUUGGCAGAUGUUAUAAGGGUCAAGAAAUUUAUACCAGAACCAGUUCUUUCACAUAUGCUACAGAAAGUAUUGCUUGGUCUGCGAUACUUGCAUGAAGUAAGGCAUCUAGUGCAUAGAGAUAUAAAGCCAGCAAAUUUACUGGUAAAUCUUAAGGGUGAGGCGAAGAUUACAGACUUUGGUGUUAGUGCUGGUUUGGACAACACAAUGGCUAUGUGUGCUACCUUUGUAGGCACGGUCACAUAUAUGUCACCUGAGAGAAUUCGCAACGAGAACUAUUCUUGUGCUGCGGAUAUUUGGAGUCUCGGACUAACAAUACUGGAAUGUUCUACUGGAAAAUUCCCAUAUGAUGUAAAUGAAGGCCCAGCAAAUCUCAUGCUGCAGAUACUGGAUGAUCCAUCACCAACUCCACCAGAAGAUGCUUAUUCACCAGAGUUUUGCUCGUUCAUCAAUGAUUGCUUGCAAAAAGAUGCUGAUGCAAGGCCCACGUGUGAGCAGCUUUUGUCACACCCAUUCAUUAAGAGGUACCUGAAAGCCGAUGUGGAUUUGGCAUCAUAUGUCAAAAGUGUUGUUGAUCCAACAGAAAGGUUAAAACAAAUAGCUGAGAUGCUUGCGAUACAUUACUAUCUCUUGUUCAACGGAUCUGAUGGGAUUUGGCAUCAUAUGAAGACAUUCUACAUGGAACAAUCUACUUUCAGUUUCUCAGGGAACGUGUACGUGGGCCAAAAUGACAUUUUUGAUAGCCUGUCAAAUAUAAGGAAGAAGUUAAAGGGUGACAGGCCUAGGGAGAAAAUCGUUCAUGUUGUUGAGAAGCUACAUUGCCGUGCAAACGGUGAAACUGGAGUUGCAAUUCGUGUAUCUGGAUCGUUCAUCGUGGGGAACCAGUUUCUUGUAUGUGGCGAGGGGGUAAAGGCUGAAGGGAUGCCCAGCUUGGAUGAGGUCUCUAUCGACAUCCCAAGCAAACGUGUAGGGCAGUUCAGAGAGCAGUUUAUCAUGCAACCAGGGAAUUUAAUGUCGUGCUAUUACAUAUCAAAGCAAGAUUUGUACAUCAUCCAAUCCUGAAUGAAUGUAUAUUGACUUGUAAAAUCAGUCUUCAAGCUCAUGUAUCAUGGCUGUGGAAAUUUUCCUUUUGAACUCUGGUUUUUUGAACCUAUGAAUCGUGUGCUUU
Panicum virgatum (switchgrass) is the source of this 1897-nucleotide messenger RNA. RefSeq names its product mitogen-activated protein kinase kinase 3-like. Gene Ontology annotation, molecular function: ATP binding; MAP kinase kinase activity. NCBI's taxonomy places the organism in Eukaryota, Viridiplantae, Streptophyta, Magnoliopsida, Poales, Poaceae. The record is from RefSeq and is a predicted model, not a curated record. Gene Ontology annotation, biological process: MAPK cascade; protein phosphorylation. Bases 220 to 1791 code for a protein of 523 amino acids. The transcript has 10 exons.